AUGCCACUGACCUUUGCCCCCUCUGCCCGGUCUUCGUCCUCGUCCAGCCACCACCGCCGAGCACGACUGAGCCCAGCCCGCCCGGCGCCGGCCACGCCCACUCCGCUGCGCAAGACAACUCUCGCACUCGACGGACCGACACAUGCUCCGCCAUCGUCAUCGGCUUCGGCUACUCGUGGUCCGGGAACAGGACUGGCUGCCGGUGACGGAGUCCGUGCCAUGCCUGCCAGGGCCGAGGCAAACCACGGCGACGCCUUUCCCAUCGCUGUUGCGCCCGAUGAGGUUGUCUUUCCCGACGUGGCGCCAGACACGCUGUAUAUCUUCAAUCUCCGACUUCAGAACGUCGGCCCGGACACCGUCCGAGUCUGCCUCGCGCCACCUGCAUCGGCAAAGUUCUCCUUUGCCGACGGCGCCGUCACCUCGUUCUCUCUCGCUCCGGGUCUCUCGCACUACCUUGAUCUGCAGUUCCGAGCCGAGGAGACAACCGCCGACGUUCACGACGCGGUGCGGGUCUCGCUUGCCUGCGGCGACGCCCUCAUCCCAGUCCGUGCCCUCAUUCCACGCCCGGUGCUGGGCCUCUCGGCGCUGGCGGUCGACUUUGGCACCCUCCCGCCGGCGGUGCCGGCGACAAGAACCGUGACGCUCACCAACAGCGGCGCCAUGGACGGCCAGUUCCGACUCGCGUUGCCCGAGCCAGGCACGCCCGACGCCGAAGCCGCGCAGCCGUUCUCCAUCACGCCGUCGCGCGGCGUCGUCUCGGCCGGCGGCUCGCUCGCGCUCCGAGUUGCUUUCAAGGGUCCUUCGGUUGGCGUCUUCCGCGCCGUCCUUCCUCUCCACUGCAUCGACCCGGGUUCGCGCCUUCCGGUCGUCUCCUCGCUCGAGGUCACCGCAUCGGUCGUCAAGCAGGCGCUCACGCUCUACACCGCCAACGGCGCUGCUGUCCUCGACGUUGUCGACUUUGGCGCCAUGUACUACGGCCAGUCUCGCGUCGUCUCGGGCCUGCUCACUAACAACGGCCCGCUCCCGGUCUCGUUUGCAGUCAUCUUUGGCAAGGAUCGCGGCGGCGCGACGUCGGUCAUGACUACCGCGUCGGACCUCGUCAAGCACGGUGGCGCUCGCGCAGGCCUCACCGAGUCUGCGCAGGACGCCGAGAAGUUCAUCAUGACUCUCGAGCCAUCGCGCGGCACCCUCGCGCCGGGCCAAUCGCUCACCAUGACAUGCACCUUUGCGCCGCCGGCCACCGGCGCCACUGCCGCCGCCGGCGCCUCGCUCGCCGCAGACGCUCCCUCACCCUCGCUCUACUUCAAAGUUCCGUACUUUAUCGAAAUGGUCGAGACUGGCGCCAAGACCAAGGUAACGCUCAAGGGCGAGGCCCAUGUUCCGUCGCUCGCUUUCUCGGCCACCAUCUUUCAGUUUGGCCCGUGCCCCAUCAACUCACACCUCGACAUGGAGUUUACCGUCAAGAACACCAACGAGGAGCUGCCGGCAACCGUCGCUUUUGGCAAGCUUGCCCACUUUGCCGUCUCGGCCCGCAAGCUCACCCUCCUCCCGCUCCAGACCAAGUCGCUCCUCCUCCGCUUUGCGCCCAAGCAGUAUGGCGAGUUCUCCGGCUUGCUCACGAUCCGUGCUUGCGCGGGCACCUACUCCCGCACGCUCAGCGUCUCAGGCCUUUGCACCACUGCGGCACGGCUCCCGCCAGCGCUUGCCGCGCUCCCGCCGUCCGCCCCACAUCUGGUCCAUCCCGACGACUACGCCCGCGCGCUCAACCGCCAGCCUUCGGCCUCGUCGCGGCGCACCAAGCCCGCGCCGCCGCCGUCGGCGCUUGUCGACAAGCGCUUCUCUUACGACGAGGCUACCGCGGCGCGCAUCGCAGCCGCAAAGUCCACCUACAACGGGUACCUCAAGGAGUCGGCCGCCGCCCGCGUCGCCGCCACCAAAGCUCGUGACCGCAGGCGCUCGGUUGACUUUCUCAACGGCGUCGACCUUGGCAUGGUGCCCGGCUCGGGCCUCGAGGAGCCGCAACUGGCGCUCCCGCCAGCCCGCGAGAAGCUGUACCUCGAGCACGUGCCUGGCGACUCGGACGCUGUCUCAUACCUCAAGAACCUCAAGCUGCACUCGGGCGAUGAGUUCAUUGCCACCAAGUUCCCUGCCGAAGCUGCCCACCCGGCGCAGAAGAAGGAGUGCACCUCGGUACUCUCCACCGCCGAGCUCCGCGACAUUGUCCGCGGCCCGGCGUUUAUCGAUUUUGGCACCGUCUCGGUCUUCUCGGCCAACGCCAAGAGCUUCAACGUGACCAACAACCUCGACCAGGCCGUCUCGGUUGCAGUCUUUGCCACCGAGCAUGAGGAGUUGUCGGCGUCGACCGCCAAGCCGCAGGUCAUCCCGCCAGGUGCCACCGCGGGCUUUGACAUCCGCUACACCUCGCUCGUCCCGCAAAAGUUCAACCGUAUGAUUCAGUACAUGGUCAACGGCCACCAUGCGUUCUCGUUCUCGGUCAAGGCCGAGUCUAUUGCCACUCGCCUCGCGCUCUCGCAUUCGUUCCUCGAGUUUCACUUUCCGCCCGACGUCAUCGAGCCGCGCGUCACCGAGGUCAUCACCAUGACCAACCCGGGCAACGCCCCGGCCGAGUUCCGUUGGACGCCGGUCAACACCAUCGAGUCGUCUUCACCUGUCUUUGACAUUGUCCCUCUCACUGGCGCCGUCCCGCCGGCUUCGUCGCUCAACUGCCACAUCACGUACACGCCCGAUGCCUCGCCCGAGGACGUCACCAUCUUCAAGCUUUCGGUCAAGGGCGGCUCAGAGCUCUCGCUCACCUGCCGCGGCGCCAUCGGGGUUGGCAAGGCGAGCUUCUCGACCGACGCCGUCGACUUUGGCGUUGUCUCGGUCGGAAUGGUCGACGAGGCCACCGUUUAUCUGCUCAACGUCGGCCGGCACGACGUCUUCUACACUCUCGACUCGCUCGCCUCGGCUGGCGACUCGUUCGGCGACCUCAUGAUCACCUCGCCCACCUCGGGUCGCAUCCCGGUCGGCAGUCGAGCAAAGGUCACCGUCUCGUUUGCACCGACCCAGCCGCAGGACUUGCGGACCCGGCUCUCGGCCGCCAUCCGCGGCGCAGGUCGGGUCUCACUCGUCAUCUCGGCCUCGGCCGAAGUGCCCUCGCUCUCCAUCGAGGAGCCGGCCUUUGACUUUGGACAGGUCUACAUCGGCGCCACUACCCGCCUCCCGGUCACACUCGCCAACACCGGCCGCAUUCCGGCCUCGUGCUACCUCGACCUCUCCGAGGAGCCCGAGUUCACCGUCGACAUCCCGGCCGAGUACGUCGACAUGCUCGACGCCACCGGCGAUGCCCCGAUCAUGAUGGUGGCAGACAUUGCCGGCCCUGCAGGCUCGGUCUUUGAUCAGGAGACGCUCGCCAACACCAUCGGCGCCCUCGCCUCCAACAUAUACAAGCUCACGCUCGAGCCCGGCACCAAGCUCUCAUUUGAGCUCGUCUUUAGGCCCAUCGACCCGUUCGAGCUCGCCUUUCAGCUCCCUUUGCGCAUGAUCUCCAUCGAAGAUGCUGGCGACCUGCGUCGGGUUGUCACCGCCACCGCUCUCCGUGCCCCACUCGACGUCUCAGAGACUAACUAUGACUUUGGCGAGGUGGUUAUCCUCAAGCCCGGUGCCCUUCCGUACACUCACACCCUCGUCCUUACCAACCAGGACUCGCGUGGCUUCCGCUGGUCGUUCGAGUUGAGUCACGACCUGCUCGCUGACGAUACCUUUGUCCUCGAGCCGACCGAGGGCCACCUCAACCCGGGCCAGCGGGCCUCGGUGCGGGUAUCCUUCACCCCACUCGCCUCGACCGCCUACCUCCUCACCCUGCCCAUCACCAUCGACGGCGGCGAGGCCGGCCUCCGCACCAUGACCAUCACCACCCGUGGCCGCGGCGUCUACCCAAACCUCACCUUUUUGCCCGCCACCCUUCACCUCCCGGUCGUCCCGCUCGGCUUUACCUCGCGGGCCUCGGUCACCAUCUCGGGCCAGGGCUACGACGCGCUCGACUUGGUCUACGAGCUCCCGCUCGACUCGCGCUCGCUUCCAUUGGCGGUUGAGUUUCCUGGCGCCACAGCUCUGACCCGCGACGCGUCGUCGACCACCAUCGAGGUCACGUUUUCGGCGUCGUCGGCUAUGGCCUUUGCCACCACCAUCGACUUUAUCGACUCGGAUGGCGUCCGCUUCCCACUUCACGUCACUGGCAUCACCGACAACUGCUUCCUCACACUCUUCCCGUUUGUGGCACCGGUCCGCAGUGACUUUGCCUUUGUCGAGGGCUCUGCCGCCUCCCCGCCGCGCCCACCCCUGUCGCGAUCCGGCCGCUCGUCUACCGGCGACUCGGCGCCGCUCUCGCCCGGCCCAGCCUCGGUUCUUCCGCUCGACCUUCAGCAGCCGCUCGAGCUCGGUGGCUCCGAAGGCGCAGCCGGCAAGACCAUCUACCUCCGGCUCGCCACGCUCACCGACCGACAGGUCUUUGAAAACCGCAUGGCGCUCCUCCCGCAGUAUCUCUCGCGCUCGGCCUCGAUCCUAGAGUCGGGCCGGGUUGGUCUCUCUGGCGGCGGCGGGUCGGGCCUCGUCAUGGCCGGCGGACCAGCAUCUGGCGGCCCUGUCGUCUCGUUCCAGCUCGACGACCGCGGCUCGCCGGACGGCCGCGGCUCGUCGUUGGCCGAUGUUGAGGGUGUCGACUCGCCGCUCGGCGCCCUGCUGCGACAGGCCGCUGACGUGAUCUGCACCUGGCUCUCGGCGCGGAUUCUUCCGCUGCCCAUCAAGAACUUUCCCGACGACGCUGUCCGCGAAGACGGUCGACCCAUUGCCGCCGCCUUUAAGGCGUUGACCGGGAAAAAGCUGCCCGGACGGGUUGGCAAGCGCUCGGCAGCCAACAAGGUUGACUAUGCGCACAAGCUCUUCCGGCAGUAUGCUAACCUGACAAGGAUCAUCCGCGCUGCUGGCGGUCUCCUUACCCAGGUCGAGCCAGAAGACUUUCUCACCCUCGCCGAGUGCGACCGGGUGCGGACGGCAGCGCUCAAGAAGGCGGAUCCGGAGAUCUCGCAGGAGACCAUUUACGCCGAGCGCGACUUGCUGGAGCGGGCUUAUCCGUUCCGCUCGCUUGCGGCGUGGACCUACACCACACUGCAGAUGAUCCGCUGCUACGUCCUCCCGCGCGUCACCCUUGACUCCUGGGUCGAGCGCAUAGUCGCUCUCCAGUCGCCACCCACCGAUCUUGCCUACAUGGCAGACCUCACCGACGACGAGGCCCUCGAGUUUGGCCUUCCUGCUUCAAGCCGCAAGGCCACGAAGAGGGGAAGGAGCGCGGCUCCCACGGGUCGUCGCGACGGCCCGCCUGAGCCGAGCAAGCCCGGGCAGAAGGCUCGCAAAGCUGGGCGGGCGGGUAGGCGGGGACCUGGCCGCAGUGGCCGUCGCAGCGGCGUCACACCCGGCGGCGGAAGCAGCGGCGGAGGCAGCGGGGCACCGACCGGACCAUCGUACAAUGGUGUGCCGUACGCAACGGUCCUCGCAUCGCGUAAGCUAACCGAAGCCUCGCUCGAUGCAUCGAACGUGUACUCGCGGUCAGAGAUGCUCCUCCUCGAGUGGGCGUCAGUCUGUUACGAGUUGGUGUACCCGACAUCUGCGCGACCGCUGCUCAACUUUGACAUUGACUUUGCCGACGGCGUGGUGCUCGCCGCCAUUCUGGUGGUGUACAUUCCGCAGCUCUCGUCGUCGUGGCUCUCGUCGAUUUAUCAGGAGACCGGGACGAGCCACCACAUCGAGUCGAACGCGGAAAAGGUGCUGAACGCGUUCCGCGAGGCCUCACUCGAUUUCCCGCUCGACGAAGGCGACAUUGUGGCGCCGGAUCCGAUCAACAUCAUGCUCCUCCUUGCGUACCUGUACGAGGUCCUACCGGCGUACCAGCCGCUGGCCAAGAUCAAGUUUUCAGGCGCGUUGCACGAGGAGCUUUCCAAGGCAGUCGUGCUCCGCAAUCCAUCGUCGACGGCGGCGAUCAUCUACUCGAUCUGGCUCACGGGCUCGUCCGACUUUUACGUCAAGCAGUCGUCGAUCCGGCUUGAGCCGAGCGAGACUGCCUCGCUCCCGGUCUUUUUCGAGUCUAAGUUCUCCGCAGUUCGGCGCGGCAGGCUCACACUCAUUGCCAAAAAGGCAGGCGCGGCACAGGGUUCGAUUUUGGCCUUUGAACUCGAGUCGGACAUCAACGACCUCAAGCCGGUCGAGGUCAUGUACGUCACGUCGCGGUGCUACGAGAACGAGACGGUCAAGAUCACGUUUGAGAACACAUCGCCGUUCAACGCGCAGUUUGCGCUUAGUCUCAGCCAGUCGAUGGUGACUCCGAUCCUGCGGCCCGAGUCGGAGGCUGCGCGGGCGCCGAGCCGAUCGCCGGUCCCAGCAUCAGCGGUGCCUGCCGCAGACGUGGAUGCAUACCUAGCCGACAUUGACGUCCUUCGGUCGUCCGCAGCCGGUUCGCAGGUAGGCGGCGGUGGCGGCGGCGGCGUUGCUAGUGCGCUCGAGCGCAACGACGUGUCGGGUGUACUCGGCUUUCCGGCGGAUCCGUUCUGGUGCCGGCUGGCAGCCGAGCUGGCCGGCGUGGGCGUGCUCGAGCUCGCGCCUUCGGAGAAGGUGACGAUUCCGAUCGAGUUCCUCCCGUUCCUGGAGGGCGAGUACGUGUGCCGACUGCAGUUUGUAGACGAACGAGCCGGCGAGUUUGUGUACGAGGUGCGCGGGCGGGCAAUGCUGCCGCAGCCGAUUGAUGUGCGGCGAUGGAGCACGCAGGUCAAGACACCGCUCUCAAAGACUUUUGUGGUUCACGAGAAGAACCCGGGGCUUGAACGGGCCAAGGGCGUGGUACUGGAGCGACUGCGGCUGGUUGGAUCUGACAUGAACGUGCUGCGCGCUGUGACAAUGGCGAUGCGGGCACCGAUGCCGCGCCGGCAAUACGCGGUGACGUAUGUGAUGCCCAAGGUGAAGGGCGCAGAGCGUGCACUGGCGGGCCCGGACGUGGUUUGGGUUGACUCGAGCGGGAGUGGGGCGAGCGGGCGGAACUCGGACGGCGGCAUGGGCCUUGGCGAGUCACUGACACUUGUGUACGCGCCUACGGAGCAGGGUAUCAUCCGCGCGCGGCUGCUGCUGCGGUCGAUGUUUGACGUGCGGGUCUACGAUUUCGAGGGCAGCGCGACAGCGCCCCCAGAGCGAGCAAGUCUGCAGCUUUCGACACCUGCGCGGACGACGCUUGUGCAGCCAAUUCCGCUUGUGCGGAACGAGGGUGACAACCCGAUCAACGUGCGGGCUGUGCUCUCCGGACCGCACUUUCGUGGACCGACGAUGGUGGUUAUUCCUGCGGGCGAGGCAGCCGAGUACGAGCUCACGUUCUCACCGCCGGUCGAGUGCGCGGUGUCGGGCAAGCUUGUGCUGACCAACACCGAGACCUCGCUGUCGUCGAUCUACAUGCUGGAGGGCGAGGGCACGUCGCCGCUGGCCGAAGAUCAUCUUGUGGUACAGGUCCAGGCCCGCAAGACGACGGGUGUCUCGUUCCCGCUGGCCAACACAAUGUCGCGGAGCUCGAUCAGUGUCACCGCUGAGACUGACCUCGCAUUCGCGAGCGGACCGGCGAGUGUGUCGCUCGAGCCGGGCGCGAGAACGCAGUACGAGCUGGUCAUUGCGCCGACGCGGUCGGGCAAGACGCUCGGACAGGUGACGUUCAGCUACCCGGACGGGUCGUAUGUGUGGUACACCAUCGAAGUGGAGGCUUCGCCGCCCGACUGUGAGGGCUUGCUGGAAGCGUCUGCAGAGUUGCGGAGCCGGACGACGCUCCGGGUCCAGCUGAAGAACGUGCUUGGACAAGAUGCGACGUUCAGCGUGACGUACAAGGGCCACGGGCUCUCGGGUCCGAGCGAGUUCCGGGUGGGCGCUCAGAGCAAGGGAGAGUACCUGCUCCAGUUUGUGCCGCUGAAAGAGGGCAAGCAUGCCGGAGAAGUGACGUUCACGCACGAGGAGCUCGGCGAGUACACGUACGUGUUGGAGCUGGAGGGUAAGCCAGUGAAGGCGGUGGCGCUCGAGCCGCUGUCGUGCGAGGUAGGCAAGGUGGCACGGACGUCGCUGACUCUGAGGUCGCCGCUACGUGUGCAGGUCAUGCUCAUGAUAUCCAACUCGAACCCACACAACUUCCGGCUCGAGCCGGAGAUGGUGGUGCUGAGCCCUCUGACGCCAACGCAGGUGUACGUCGAGUACCAUCCGUCUGCGAUCGGGCAGGCGCAGACUGCGACGAUCAAGCUCUCCCACCCGGAGACUGGCUCGUGGGUGUUUGAGGCAAGGGGGACCGGGUCGCCCCCAACCAAGAUGGACGCUGUGACGGUGACUGAGCGAAUCCGGUUCCACAACUCGUCGCAGCUCAACUUUGUCAAUCCGUUUGAGCACGAGCUGCGCGUGAGCGUGGCGCUUGUGACGCCCGAAGAUGUGGCAGCGGCAGAAGUAGCGGCGUCGGCGGCGGCGGCGCGGGCCGCUGCCGAAGCCGCGGAGCGGGAGGCGCUCAACUCUGCCGGGUCUGCGGUGCGAAUGCUUGCCGGCCGAGGUGGGACGCGUGCGGCGCAGCGGCAGGCGUCACUGCGGAGCCGGGCUGGGACAUCGCUGACGGUCCGGGCCGGGACAUCGCUCUCGCGAGUCGGGUCGUCCAUGUCGCUCCUGCGUGGGACCGGGAGCGCGCGCGGGUCGGACCAUGGCGGCGCGAGCGAGUCUGAGCCGAGCGGCGACGAAGUGGCCGGAGCAAGCAAGCGGGUUUGGGCGUUGCCACAGCCGGGCAACUUUACGCUCCCCGGCUUUGGGGUCCUCCGGAUCCCGUACACCUUUUCGCCGACGGAGAUGCGGACGUACGAGGCCGAGCUUGUGGUGCGUGCCGAGCCCAAGACUCGAGGAGAGGCCGGCGGCAAGCCGAUCGAGUGGGUGUACCCGCUGCGCGGGAUUGCCGAGGCGCCUGUGGCGUCCGAGGUGUACGAGCUCCGUGCACGAUCACGGGAGAAGGCAGAUGAGAUCUUUGACUUUUACGCGACCGGCCUGGGAGCGUUUGACGGGCUCGAGUCGUUCUGGCACGUGCUCAAUGUGCCUGUGGAGCACGAGGCGGCGGUCCGGGCGUCGCUCACGGUCACGCCUGUGGUGAACACGCUGCGGCGGUCGACAGAGCCGCUGCGGUUCCGGUUCGAGUUUGAGCCGUCGCUACCGUUUGAGACUGACGUGCAGUUCCUUGUUCACAAGAAGAGCGGCGGGCUGUGGCGGUACACGCUGCACCUGACCGCGGACGAGCCGGACGUGGACGACGUGUUCUCAAUGGAUGCUAUUCUGCACAAGACAACGGCGAUUGCGUUCCGCCAGGCCAACUACACGGCGGCCGAGUCUGCGCCGUUUACAGCGUAUUUUACGCCCGAGUCGUCGUUUGACUUUACGGUGGAGCCGUCGGAGGGUGAGCUGCCUCCAGCGUCAGGCGAGAACGCCGGUGGUGAGGGCGGACAGCGGUUUGUGGUCUACUGCCAGCCAUCCUCCUACGGGAGGGUCCAGCGUGGGUGGCUAGUCAUCAAGACCGCAGCGUAUCAGUGGACGUACGAGAUCAACGGGCAGCCGCCCGAGUACGUCCCUCCGUCCGACUCGACGCGGCGAGUCCCGCUCGACAACAAGAUCUCGCCGCAAAUGCGAAAGUCUCUGCUCGCGCGCAAGUCGCAGAAGAAGAACUUUAUGCGUGCCAAUGUGGCGCGGAUCCGCGGACUCGCCUCGGCCAACGAGGCGCAGGCGCGCGAAGAGCGUGCGCGCGAGGCUCGCGAAGAGCGGCGGCGCGAGGCUGCGCGGGCGCGGACGGCCGAGGUUGCGUUCGGCGCGCCGGAGUCGCGGCGGGCUUGAGCGGCGGCGGCGUGCGCAGCGCAAGUAAAACAUCAGAAAAGUACA
Molecule: messenger RNA, 9969 nt
Organism: Thecamonas trahens ATCC 50062
Lineage: Eukaryota; Apusomonadida; Apusomonadidae
Exons: 2
Coding region: 1-9924 (3307 amino acids)
Molecular function (GO): protein binding
Source: RefSeq, a predicted model, not a curated record